AUAUUAGGAACAUGAAGUUCUCAUCGUCAUCACCAGCACCUUUGUCGAUGAGAGUGGAAGUUUCCGUCCAAAGGUGGAAUUAAGUCCGUUGUUAGUCCCACACAUACAGUGACCGUAGAGAAAUCUGAAGCAACUACGUUCGAAAAUGAUGACUGGCAGAAGGCUACCGUAGAAUUGUCGGGACAAACAACCGACAUGGAUCGUGAUUUUGUGAUCAUUAUUGAACCACGGGAAAAGCAUCAGCCAAGACUGUAUUCAGAGAAUUCGGACAAUGGCAAUGGUUCUACUGCUGCUAUGAUUCAAUUGCUGCCUAGUUUCAAAUUGAAGGAACAGAAGACGGAACUGAUAUUCGUAUUGGACAGGUCUGGAUCCAUGAUGGGUCAAAGUAUCCGUUCGGCGAAGGAAGCUCUCACGCUGUUCCUUCAUUCCAUGCCUGUCGAUUGCUAUUUCAAUGUGCUAGGAUUCGUUCUAGGUAUGAGUUCUUGUUUCCGGUUAGUGUCAAAUACGAUGACGGAAGUUUGAGGAUGGCAUUGAAACAUG
Messenger RNA from Bradysia coprophila, 540 nucleotides. Its product is annotated as von Willebrand factor A domain-containing protein 5A-like. The record is from RefSeq and is a predicted model, not a curated record. Lineage: Eukaryota; Metazoa; Arthropoda; Insecta; Diptera; Sciaridae.